Messenger RNA from Oncorhynchus mykiss (rainbow trout), 2466 nucleotides. RefSeq names its product cytochrome C oxidase assembly factor 1 (gene coa1). Gene Ontology annotation, cellular component: mitochondrial inner membrane. The record is from RefSeq and is a predicted model, not a curated record. Gene Ontology annotation, biological process: mitochondrial respiratory chain complex IV assembly; mitochondrial respiratory chain complex I assembly. NCBI's taxonomy places the organism in Eukaryota, Metazoa, Chordata, Actinopteri, Salmoniformes, Salmonidae.
CUUGCGUGUGACGUGUACAUAGAACGUGAAGUCUCAUCACGUGAUAUGGACGUCUCGCCUCUUAUGUGGUUGUACUUUUUGUUAUAAAAACAAAUUACGACAUUAGUCCACUCCCCAGGAUAUUCUUGUCACUGGUACUGUGAGUUUUCUACUCUAAGCAACAAUCAUGAGGGUCUCCACAAGCAAACUCCAGCAGAUGGCCAUCUACACCACCUUGUUGACUGGUGCUGGAUGCGGCACAAUGUAUUACCUUCUGCAAAAGAACUUCUCACGGUCGGACUACCACCGUCUAGCCCUGGAGCAGCUGAAAGCCAACCAGACAGCCAUGGACAGUCUGGGAGCACCACCCCUGAAGGUCCACAACAUCCACCUGUCUGACCGACACAACCGGGUGGAACCUUACACGGCUGAGAUCAAAAUCCCAGUGACAGGAUCUAAAGAUGGUGGCUACCUCUACACAUCCUCAGUAAGAGACCCCCAAACACUUGGGUGGAAUUUAACGCAGGCAGUGCUGCAGCUUAGAGAGGGUCAGCGUAUUGACCUUCUCACAUUCACACCACCGCCAAAUAAGACAGAAGGACUUGAGACAGGCAACUGGUCCUCCUGAUCUGCUCACCAGUCACCAAAACUACAGUGUGAUGAAGUCAUUGAGGUCUAUCUCAGCUGUCCCAGCAAUGACCAGCUCCAACUCUCUGGCAUCGAACACUGACACCAGCCGUGAGUCCACCACCUGGAGAAAUAUUGCAGGAACAUAGAACAUUAAAAACGAUGUAGGAGUGUACAUACUGUAUGUGACUUGUUUCAGGUAACUAUGUUGCACAUCACUACUUCACAGGAGAGGCAUUUGAACGAGAGAGAGAAAGACAGAGAGAAAGAUUGCCAGCCGGGCCUGCCGGUGAAACUGCUAAACUGCUUUCUGACUGUACACUGUACCGCAUGAUUUUUACUAACGUGUUAGCUCUAGUAGCUAUGUUGACUAAACUUUGUAAGCUUGUAAACUUUAAUUCAUAUACUUCUGUAGAUUUUAGCAGCCUCAUGAUGGGUACAAGGAAAAUGUGAGUAUCAUGUAGUAGCCUAAACCUAGCGAUGUUGCAUUGAGCUGGGCGAAUGGAAUAUGAAUGACAGUCAUCCAAUAUGCUGUAAUAGAAAUAAGGUCAUGCUAAUAAAAUAAAUAACCAUACUCCCUUGGCACUGACCGCCACUUGUGCAGAUAAUCCUUUCUACCGCAGCUUUUUUGAAAGAUAUCAUGAAGAAGUACAAAAGCGUUGCUAAUGCUCUCCACUUUCUGGAAGAAGCUAGUGCCAUGCUGACACUCUCUGACUCUGAAAAUGAAUCAGAUGAUGAGGAAAUCCCUGAUGUAGGUAAACACAUUUUCAUUGAAUCAGAUAUUGUAGAGUCUUCUGGACAGUGAUAGGGAAGAAAAUCUGUGGAAUUCCCGAUGGAAACAGAGUAUGAUGGCUAAAGAGAUGUUAAAAGUUCUGCUGUUCGAUUGCAAAUAUGCGGAGGGAGUUGAAAAGAGAGCACAGAAGGCUGUUGUAUGAAACAACUGUCUCCGAAUUUCAUCUUCAAACUUAGGGCAACCAUGGCAUCUGACAGAGAGGGCGAAGCGUUCAUCCAUGUAUACAAGUAAGAGUCUAGCUAGCUACAUUUUCAGAUAUUAUAUGUUUUUAAUUUUGUCAGCAAGUCAUUUUCACUGCAAGUUAAAGCUUACUGUUAGCUAGGUAGCUAACGUUAGCUGGCUGGCUCGAGUAGAAAUAUUAUUCACAUCUCAGAAAUCUACUUGCAUUGCUAGUUAUAGCCUAAUGUUAGCUAGCUAUGCAUGGUGGCUAGCUAUGACAAUCAGUAUGGGUUGAUAUUAUUGCCACAUUCAAAACAACUGGGAACUCGAAACUAGGAACUCGGGAAAUCUCAGACUUACAACUUCAGUGCGUACAAGACAACUAGGAACUCAGACAAAACAAGCUCCAACUGGGAAAAAUAAUUUUGAACAGUCAUCCAACACGGAAUGCCAAGUCCGUGAACCCGGGCCUCUUUCUAGAGCCCAGGCUUUCCAACCUGAAGAUCACUGAUGUCAUGAUUUGACCUGGUAUUUUUCCAAGUUCCCUGUUGUCUUGAAAGCACCAUAAGGUUAAUUGUUUAGCUAGCAAGCUAUCAGGUAGCUAAUGUUAGCUACCUGAUAAGAUGGCGCCGGAGAUGAAGGCUAACGUUUUGCGUGCCCCCAGCCGAUUGUUUUCUUGUUCGUUUAUUCGCGUUGAUUGUAACUUAUUUUUGUACUUAUUUUGUACAUAAUGUUGCUGCUACUGUCUCUUAUGACCGAAAAUAACUUCUAGACAUCAGGACUGCGAUUACUCACCACGGACUAGCAGAAUCCUUUUUUUCCCUUUCAUGACUCUGUCGAGCCCGACGCGAAUGACAUACUGCUUCCUCGGGAACAGGCCCCGAUCCCCUUGAUCUGCGUGAAGAGGA